Molecule: messenger RNA, 2988 nt
Organism: Zea mays
Lineage: Eukaryota; Viridiplantae; Streptophyta; Magnoliopsida; Poales; Poaceae
Exons: 2
Coding region: 288-2507 (739 amino acids)
Biological process (GO): DNA transposition
Molecular function (GO): zinc ion binding; transposase activity; DNA binding
Source: RefSeq, a predicted model, not a curated record
UUGUACACCGUUUCUUCCUGCGGCUGGUCUCGGGGUCGGCCUGCUCGCGGCAGCUGGCGUACUCAUCCCCUCGCCGAUUUGGACUGCUGGAGCUGGCGUCUUCGUGAGUUCUCCUCUCCUCUCCUCUCCUACUGCGCAUGCUUCCGGUUUCGUAUUCAAGAGUCCCCUUGCUAUCCUCGGUCUGAUUUGGGAUCCAUGGACUUCGGUCCGGUUUCGCAUGCUUCCGGUUUCGUAUUCAAGAGUUCUCCUGCUAUCCUCGGUCUUAGGUUUUCUCUGAUUUGGGAUCCAUGGACUUCGAGCCCAGUUGCAAUUCGCCAGACUCCAACGCCAUUCCCAACUCCCCCGAUGUAGAUCCGGCAUUGGGCGAAACAGGUGGCAGUGAGGGACUUCAGAGGAUUGAUGGGGAAUCACAACUGGACUGGGAUUCGAUUAUAGUUUCUGAUGUAUUGGAUGAUGAAGGCAGAGUACAAGUACCAUGCGAAAAUGAGAUAUAUUUUAAUCUUGGACUCAAUAAAGAGGAUGAGGCUGCGAAUAAUAGGUUUUCUGGCAGUGGUACAAAUUGUCAUGCACAAGGAAGUUUGGAUACGGACAACGAAGACCACCAUGAUGAUCAGCCUUGUCAAGACUACAUUCCAGAUGAAAAGAGGGUGGUGUACAAUAGGAUGAAUCCUUCUAUGCAGCCUGGUUGUUUGUUUCCUAACAUGAAAGAAUUUAGGAUUGCUAUGCGACAGUAUGCAAUAAAACAUGAGUUCGAGCUUGGAAUUGAAGUUACUUCGACAACUAGAUACGUUGGAUACUGUAAGGGUGGUGAUUGCCCUUGGAGGAUAUAUGCACGUGAAGAGAAGAAAGGAUUGCCUACUAUUGUGGUAGCUGUACUAGAUGAUGUUCACACUUGCACAUCUAGUGGAAGGAGGAGGACUACUACGCCAACUUGUGGUUGGGUCGCAUUCCACGCUAAACCCUUGCUCAUGAAGAAACCACAAAUGGGUGCUAAAGAGUUACAACAAACACUACAGACAACUCAUAAUGUCACUAUUGGGUAUGAUACAGUUUGGAAGGGGAAAGAGAAGGCUUUGAGAGAGUUGUAUGGAUCUUGGGAGGAAAGCUUCCAGCUCUUGUACUCUUGGAAGGAGGCUGUAAUUGCAGUGAUGCCCGAUAGUGUGAUUGAGAUUGAUGUUAUUUUGGAAGAUGGGAAGUACUAUUUUAGUCGAUUCUUUUGUGCCUUUGGUCCAUGCAUAUCUGGGUUCCGAGAUGGGUGCAGACCUUAUCUUAGUGUGGACUCGACAGCAUUGAACGGUAGAUGGAACGGACAUCUUGCAUCUGCUACUGGUGUAGAUGGCCACAAUUGGAUGUACCCAGUAUGUUUUGGCUUUUUCCAAGCUGAGACGGUUGACAAUUGGAUUUGGUUCAUGAAACAGCUGAAAAAGGUUGUGGGUGAUAUGACACUUCUAGCUAUAUGUUCAGAUGCACAAAAAGGUCUGAUGCAUGCUGUAAAUGAGGUAUUUCCUUAUGCUGAGAGAAGAGAAUGCUUCAGACACUUAAUGGGAAACUAUGUGAAACACCAUGCUGGUUCAGAGCACAUGUAUCCAGCAGCAAGGGCCUAUAGGAGAGAUGUAUUUGAACACCAUGUUACCAAGGUCAGAAAUGUUCACAAGAUUGCUGAGUACUUAGACCAACACCAUAAAUUCCUUUGGUACAGGAGUGGUUUCAACAAAGAUAUCAAAUGUGAUUACAUCACAAAUAACAUGGCUGAGGUUUAUAAUAACUGGGUUAAAGACCACAAAGACCUUCCUGUGUGUGAUUUGGCUGAGAAAAUUAGGGAGAUGACAAUGGAGCUGUUUCAUCGUAGGCGAAGGAUUGGUCGUAAGCUUCAUGGUAUUAUUUUGCCAUCUGUUUUAGCGAUACUAAAGGCUCGUACUAGAGGGUUGGGCCACUUGUCCAUUGUAAAAUGUGACAACUACAUGGCAGAGGUACGAGACAGCACUAAUUGUAUGACUAAACAUGUCGUGAAUGCAGAACUGAAACAGUGUUCUUGUGAGGAAUGGCAACACACUGGGAAACCGUGUCAACAUGGUCUAGCCCUAAUAAUAGCCCAAGAUUCCAGAGAUGUAGGUAUGGAAAAUUUUGUUGACGAUUAUUACUCUACUGAAAGAUUCAAGAUAGCAUAUUCUAGAAGGGUAGAACCAAUUGGUGAUCGUUCGUUUUGGCCAUCAGUUGAUUUCGCCAGUGGAGUGUUUGCACCAAUAGCUAGAAGAGGUCUUGGAAGGCAACGAAAAAAUAGAAUUAAAAGCUGUCUUGAGGGUGGGAGUGCUAGAAAAAAAAGUAGCAACGACAAUGAAAAAACCAAAAAAAGACUCAAAAGGCAAUACACUUGUCCUAAUUGUGGUGAAUUGGGACACCGACAAUCAAGCUACAAGUGCCCUUUGAAUGGGACAAAAAAAAAGGCUAGUUCUCAACUUACUUCUAUAUGUUCAAUUUAUAAUAGUACUGUUGAUCUAAAUGUUUGAGUACUUUUUUGAGUAGGAAAAGGAAACCACGGAAGAACACCACAAAAAAUUGGAUUCCUAAAGAGCUGCGGACUUCUUCACAGAAUGUACCAGAACAGCCAGAGCUUGCAGAAGAAAUCACUGAAGAAGAGCUAGGAGAACCACAGCCAGAGACAGAACCAUUGGGUCUUGCACUCUUCCAGCCACUCGGUGCACAAAUCACUGAACAAGUGGCCGAUGAACAAGUCGAGCAAGCUCCACCUGCUUCUCCACCACCGACAAGGAAAUGGCUAGUGAAGAAAAUCACCCCCAAGAAAAGACUGAGGAUUAGUGCUCAGAAGAAGCAGUAUUAACUGCUAAGAGUAACCACUGUGUACGCUGUAUUUGUUCUAAGACUGCUAUGUAAGACUGCUAAGACCCAAUGUAUUUGUUGUAAGACUGCUAUGUAAGUCUGCUACGGAAGACUGCUAGUCAUCUGUGAAUCCCAGUUUAAGUUCUGUUA